Molecule: messenger RNA, 2144 nt
Organism: Brassica oleracea var. oleracea
Lineage: Eukaryota; Viridiplantae; Streptophyta; Magnoliopsida; Brassicales; Brassicaceae
Product: L-type lectin-domain containing receptor kinase V.9-like
Exons: 1
Coding region: 23-1090 (355 amino acids)
Molecular function (GO): carbohydrate binding
Source: RefSeq, a predicted model, not a curated record
AAGAGACAAGAUUUGCAAAAGGAUGGAUAUGUUUGUACUAGUGAUUCUUCUUCUUCUGAUAUUUUCCAACAAAGCAGUUUCUCAGAGUGAAGAAGGAGAGUUUGGUUUCAACGGUUACUUAUACAACAGCUAUGGAAUUGCCAAUCUUGACUCCAAUGGCUUAUUAACGCUCACAAACUCGACCAGCUACAAAUCUGGUCAAGUUUUCUACAACUUACCAGUGCGGUUCAAGAACUCAAAAAACGGUACAGUCUCUUCCUUCUCCACCACCUUUGUUUUCGCUAUAGUCCCAAUAUUCCUAGGCCAUGGAAUGGCUUUUGUCAUCUGUCCCACCAGAGGCUUGCCCUAUGGCUCAUCAUCCCAACAUCUAGGACUGUUUAACUUGACCAACAAUGGAGAUCCCUCAAAUCAUAUCGUAGCAGUUGAGUUUGAUACCUUCCAAAACCAAGAGUUUGGUGACAUAGAUAGUAACCAUGUCGGCAUCGACAUCAAUGGCUUGCAAUCAGAGAUAGCUUCCACAGCAGGUUACUACAAAGAAGACGGUACUUUCAAAAACAUGUCUCUUGCAAACAGUAAGCCGAUACAAGCAUGGGUUGAAUAUGAUUCCUCAAGGAAACAGCUUAACGUCACGCUUCAUCCUCCUCAUCUCCCUAAGCCGAAUAUUCCAUUACUUUCUCUAACCAAAGAUUUGUCACCGUAUCUCCUCGAGUCUAUGUACGUUGGCUUCACUUCAUCCAACGGCAUGCUUCGUUCAUCUCAAUAUGUUCUAGGCUGGACAUUCAAGCUCAAUGGGGAAGCUUCGAACCUAGAUAUAUCUCGUCUCCCAAAACUUCCUGAUGACGACAAUCAAGAAAGUGGUCUGAAAAGGAUCUUGGCCAUUAGUUUGAGCUUAACGGGUUUCGCUGUGCUCGUCUUCUUGGCCAUAAGUCUUACCCUUUUCUUGAAAAGGAAGAAGUUAAUGGAAGUUCUCGAGGACUGGGAGGUUCAGUUUGGUCCGCACAGGUUUGCUUACAAAGAUCUUUACGUUGCUACAAAGGGUUUCAAGAACAGCGAGCUUCUUGGUAAAGGAGGGUUCGGAAAAGUUUACUAAGGUACAUUGCUGACGUCGAAGAUAGAUAUCGCGGUGAAGAAAGUUUCAAAUGAUUCAAGACAAGGGAUGAGAGAGUUCGUAGCAGAGAUCGCCACCAUUGGGCGUCUCAGACAUGCUAAUCUAGUUCGGCUUCUUGGUUACUGUAGACGCAAGGGGGAGCUUUAUUUGGUCUACGACUGUAUGCCAAUGGGCAGUCUUGAUAAGUUUCUCUACCACAAACAAGAACAGAGUCUUGACUGGUCACAAAGGUUCAAGGUUAUCAAAGACGUAGCUUCUGGUCUUUGCUAUUUGCACCAGCAAUGGGUUCAAGUUAUCAUUCACAGGGACAUUAAACCAGCAAACAUUCUUCUCGAUGAAUCUAUGAACGCAAAGCUUGGUGAUUUUGGUCUUGCCAAGCUCUGUGAUCAUGGUAUUGAUCCGCAAACCUCUAACGUGGCGGGUACGUUUGGAUACAUCUCCCCAGAGCUGUCAAGAACCGGGAAGGCAAGCACAAGCUCUGAUGUAUUCGCGUUUGGAGUGUUGAUGUUAGAGAUAGCUUGCGGCCGAAGACCCGUCUUGCCACGAGCAUCUUCGCCGAGCCAGAUGGUUCUUACGGAUUGGGUGCUAGAUUGUUGGGAAGAUGACAUAUUGCAAGUGGUUGAUGAGAGGUUAAAACAUGAUGAUAAUACGUACCUCGAGGAGCAAAUAACAAUGAUUCUGAAGCUUGGCUUGCUCUGUUCGCAUCCGGUUGCUGCCAUUAGACCGAGCAUGUCUAGCGUUGUCCAGUUCUUGGACGGUGUGGCUCAGCUACCUCCUAACUUGUUUGACAUUGUGAAAGCUCGAGAAAUCGUUGGAGGCACUGAAGCCUUUGGUGAAGCAGCUAAGUCUCUUGUGCAGCCUAGUUCGGUCGCCAUGGUGACGUUUACGGAACCUUUUACCUCACAUGGUCGCUAAAACAUCAAACUCGCAGAAUCACACUCUUUCUUCAUGUCACAGUUGUGUUUGAAAACUAUUGUGUAACUCUCUACUUUUGUCCGAGUGUUUUUUCUACGAGAAUGUCUAUUUAGGGUGUGUU